AAGAACGAGACAGACUGUCGUCGUCGAUAUAACAUCAGCAACUCCCCUCUCAAACGACCUCGGAAAUUCGAGGAGGAAAAAGUGUGCUCCUGUAUAUAAGGAGGCUCGUACAAUCCUACUACGUUGAUAUAUCGUCGGCGUUCGUUACGAAUCAGAGUUUGAUCGGAGGUUUUAUUUGGCAUUCAGUUUUCAAUCCUCUCUCGUUCUUCGAGAACGAAGAGUUCUCCGAUAGUGUGAGAAAAAGAAAAAUUAAAAGUGGUGAAAAUGAGGUGCCACAAAAGCAUCAUGAUCCUUGUGAGCUUAGCGGCUGUGAUGAUGACCACCAACGCUGCCGUUGGCCGACCUAAUCUCGUCUUCACCAUGUGUAUACCAGAAAUAUAUUGGAAGGAAUGCGUACAGAUGAUGGAAGAUUCAGCAAGCAAAGGAAUUCCCAUUUCUUGCAUUUCCGGUCGUGAUCGAUACGAAUGCAUAGAGAAGGUCGGUAGAAAAGAGGCUGACGUAGUCGCUGUCGAUCCGGAAGAUAUGUAUUUAGCUGCAAAAGGCAACGAAUUAGCUUCGAAGGCUGGAUACAACGUCGUAGAACAGGUGAGAACAAAAGAAGAACCGGAUGCGGCCUAUCGUUACGAAGCAGUUGCUGUGAUUCAUAAGGAUCUGGAUAUACACGAUGUUCAGGGACUCCGUGGUUUGAAGUCUUGUCACACUGGUGUUGGACGUAACGUUGGUUACAAAAUACCCAUUACAAAAUUGACAGCUAUGGGUGUUCUCGGUAACAUAAAUGAUCCAGAAUAUUCUGCUCGCGAGAAUGAACUUCGGGCAUUAAGCUCACUCUUUAGCAAAGGUUGCUUAGUUGGAACUUGGUCCCCGGAUCCAGCAAUAAAUCAAAGACUCAAGGAAACGUACAGCAACAUGUGCGCACUUUGCGAAAAGCCAGACAUCUGUGAUUAUCCAGAUAUCUAUUCGGGUUACGAAGGUGCUCUUCGUUGUCUCGUUCAUAACGGUGGAAACGUUGCCUGGACAAAAGUUAUCUACGUUAAACGAUUUUUCGGAUUGCCGGUCGGCGUUACACCUGCGGUCCCAACAAACGAAGAUCCAAGUAACUUCCGUUACUUCUGUCCAGAUGGUACAAAGGUACCGAUCAAUGCUGAUACCAAACCCUGUACUUGGGCUGCUCGACCAUGGCAAGGAUAUAUGGCUAAUGAUGGAGUGAAUAACAUAGAAGCCGUUCAAAAAGAAUUAACGGAAUUAGGACAAUUGGGUGAGAAGGAAAAGGCUGCUUGGUGGAAAGAUUUGAUGUUGCUUGAUGAAAAAACUCUGGCUGUUGCUUCAUCACCUAUCAGUCCUGAACAACAUUUGAAAGACGCCAAAUACUUGGACGUCAUUGAAAGAAACUCAGGUGCACCUGAAAGGAACGCUCGCUUGUGUGUAUGGACUCAGGAUGCUUUAAAUAAGUGCCGUGCCUUGAGUAGAGCAGCUCACUCAAGAGAUGCUAGACCCAGACUGAGUUGCUUAUUGGAGAAGGAUCAAGAUGCCUGUUUGGUAGCUGUCAGAGAUGAUGGUGCUGAUUUAGUAGUCGUUGAUGGUGGAUCGGUACUGCGUGCAAUAACGGACUUCAAUGCGCAACCAAUUAUUUCAGAAGUAUAUGGAAGUGGUUCAACAAAAUACAGCGAAAGACCGGCAGUUGUUGUUGUUAAGAAAGGCAGCUCUAUCAGUGGACUUGCCGAUUUGAGAGGUAAACGAUCUUGCCAUAGUGGCUACAGAAACGAUUUUGCUGGAUGGUUGGCACCGAUUCACGCUCUUAAGAAAGCAAAUUUGAUUAAGUCGGAAGACGAUGUAGCAGAAUUCUUUGCUGGCUCCUGCGCACCUGGUGCACAGCCAGGAUCGAAAUUGUGUCAACAAUGUGUUGGUAACAUUGCAUCCAACGACGACAAGGUAACCGAAGCAACUAAGUGUAAACCAACUGAGGCAGAAGCUUUCAAAGGAGGCCAAGGAGCUAUCAAAUGUCUGACUUCAGAUAAAGGCGAUGUGGCUUUCUUGCCUCUACCUGCUCUCAUGGAAAUUGAUAAGAAGAACGAGUCUGAAGGUGGCGUGAAGACGUCAGACUUUAUGUUGGUCUGUCCUAAUGGUGGUUUAGCACCAGUGGAGGAAUGGUCCAAAUGCAAUCUAGGAUUAGAACCACCUCGCAUUAUUUUAAGCUCUGCUGGAAAAACAGUACAUGCUUUGGACGAAUUGAAACACGGUGUUUUGGCAGCCAGUACGAUUUACUCUAAAAAACCAGAUCUCUUACAACUAUUUGGUAGCUGGGGUGGACAUGCCAACGUAUUGUUCAAAGACGAUGCAACUAAUCUUAUCUCAGUCGACAAUUCAUGGACCCAAUGGAACACGUGGGCUACGACAAAAGCAAGUUACAAAGUCGAAGCUUAAGAGGUUUAAGGAAUCCGUCGCUUCUUCGCUAUCAUGUCAAUAAUCCUUGUAAAUAAAUGCAAUCCCUGUUAAGUGGUUGUAAAUGAUCGAUGAGAACCAUUAUAUACAUAUAUAAACAUA
Vespula vulgaris is the source of this 2541-nucleotide messenger RNA. Its product is annotated as transferrin-like. Gene Ontology annotation, cellular component: extracellular region; plasma membrane; recycling endosome. Gene Ontology annotation, biological process: iron ion transport. The record is from RefSeq and is a predicted model, not a curated record. NCBI's taxonomy places the organism in Eukaryota, Metazoa, Arthropoda, Insecta, Hymenoptera, Vespidae. The transcript is spliced from 11 exons. The coding region runs from base 265 to 2421 and encodes 718 amino acids.